Messenger RNA from Funneliformis geosporum, 1035 nucleotides. Lineage: Eukaryota; Fungi; Glomeromycota; Glomeromycetes; Glomerales; Glomeraceae. The record is from the annotation of a GenBank genome assembly.
AUGAAUGUAUUUAAUCAACAGAAAGGAUUCUCGGUUUUCGAAAUCGACCAAGGAGGUAGACCAAAAGACUUUACCUCUUCAAACAACGAAAUGACUCCCCCAAAUCCCAAUAAAACGAUUUCUUUAGACAACAACGCAUUGAGUGAUUACCAAAUCGUUUACAAUUCGAAUUAUCCAUUUACGAUUGACCGGGAAGUUCUCAUAGAAAGUUCAGAAGACACUCGUAGGGCAAAGAAACAAAAAAGGACGGGCAGCAACAAAGCCCCGCGACCUCAAAAUUCGUUUAUGUUAUACCGUAGGAACAUGAGCGCAAAGUUGAAGGCUGAAUCUGCUGAUAAGAAAAUGAAAGCAGCAUUACGUUCAAAAAGUAUUGCCGCCAUGUGGAAAACGGAGACUGAAGAAGUGAAGGCCCUAUUUAACGCUCUUGCCAGGCUCGCAAUGCAAAGACAUAUUGAAGUUUUCGGCGAAGAUUAUAAGUAUCGUCCGGAACCAGCAAAAAGAGGAAACAAAGUAAAGGGCGGAGCAAAAAAUAGGGUCAAAAGAGCCAAAAAUAACGAUGACACUGACACCGAUUUCGCUCAAACAACUGAUUCUGAAUUUACUACUAAUUCAGAACAGUCUUCGCCGGAUACCUCUUUUCUCGAUGAUCCUUGUUUACCCAUCGAAGAUUCUCCACCAACUAAUUUUUUUCCCGAAUUGUCUGAUUGCAUUCUUUAUUUUAAUUUCCUUAAAUAUCAUAAUACCGUUUAUCUGCACACGUUUGAACAACUUCAACAACAUCAACUUAUUUUGAAUCUUCAGCAUAUUCAACAUCAUCAAUAUAUUGCUCAAGAUCAAUAUUUCAACGAAGAACCAACAUUUGAAGAAGACAAUAAUGAGGAUCAAUAUUUUGUCUAUCUUUCAAAAAAAGAUCAAGAUGAUGUCACCAAACAGCCCCUCUCACAACCAGAAGUUCCUUUCUUUGAACUGGAACAAACCAGUCAUCUUCUCUCACAUAAUUCAGGAUUUGAACAACCUGAUUUCAUUACUUAUUAG